Mercurialis annua (annual mercury) is the source of this 749-nucleotide messenger RNA. RefSeq lists its product as uncharacterized. Lineage: Eukaryota; Viridiplantae; Streptophyta; Magnoliopsida; Malpighiales; Euphorbiaceae. Bases 52 to 426 code for a protein of 124 amino acids. The transcript is spliced from 2 exons. The record is from RefSeq and is a predicted model, not a curated record.
ACGUAUGGUCAACUAAAUAGAAAUACAAUACAAGUGAGUGCCUUAUUUUGAAUGUUUUUCUUCUUCUACGGGUACCAAACAGGUCAAACCUCUCCGUUUCUCUCUAUCGCCAUCGCCAUCUCCAUCUCCGUCGCCGUCGCCUCAAAGUUCAAGGCAGCAGGAGUAGCUUACUGUCGUUAUAUGGAUAAGAUAGAACCUGGAAAGAUUGGUCAAGAGGAAGUGACAAGAGAGUCGCUGAUUGCCAUCUCCUACUCGGUCCCAGACCAAAAACUUGCCUCACAAGUGUCGUCAGAAAAUCUGGGAAAUCAGAAGUUUGUUGAAGUGGAUUAUGAUGGAGCAGACAAGUAUAGGUCUGAGCUGAUCUCGAUAUCCAAUUCGCAGUCACCGGAUGCCCAAGGCCUACCAGGUACAUUUGGAGAGAGCUGAUGGGGUAACCCGGACAGCAGUUGCGAGUUGCAGCUCUCUUUGGAACUUUUGUUUGUAUUUUCUGGAAAGACCCUGUUUAAUAGGUAAAUGUAAAAAUACUGGCAUGUUCUGUUGUGGUUUCCUGUUGAAAUGAUACACGUUCUGUGGACUUGCAAUGGAGAUGUGGUCUGUAAAAGAAUUGUUGAAAUUACUGUAUGAAAAAGAAGACAAUAGUUGACAUGAAUCUGUUAAAAUAGUUGAAGAAAACUAUUAGGAUUGUAAAACAUUGCUUGCCCUGACAAAUCUCUUGGGCUUUAUGGAUAAGUUUGAUUUGAGUUUGUGAA